GAGAGAGACGCUGAAGAAAUCACCCGCUGCUACUCGUACAGAUGUUGACAGGGCUCGUGCAGUGCAGCAGCAUCUUCGCAUUUCACUGUUUUUGAUAGAGGAGUCGCUCACUUUGUACCUUCAUCAUGGGAAAAGUUGAAGGCGGAAUGAAAUGUGUGAAAUAUCUCCUCUUCGUGUUCAACUUUAUAUUCUGGCUGAUGGGCUCGCUGGUUCUGGCUGUGGGACUCUGGCUAAGACUCGAUCCAAAUACCGUGUCACUUUUAGGAGAAGACGGGCCUGAUACCUUCUUUAUCGGGGUUUAUAUCCUCAUUGCGGCCGGGGGUCUGGUGAUGCUGGUGGGCUUCUUCGGCUGCUGUGGUGCUGUGAGGGAGUCUCAGUGCCUGCUGGGAUUGUUUUUCGCCUGUCUUCUAGUCAUCUUUGGAGCAGAAGUUGCAGCAGGAGUGUUUGGAUUUCUCAACAAAGAUAAGAUCAUUGAGGAAAUAAAACAAUUCUAUGACGACUCAGCCCAAGACACCAACAACAAUACAACUGUCCAGUCCUACCACAUCAUUCUGAACUGCUGCGGCUCACCUUCAACGCCCAAUUUGUGUCAAGAAAACGAAUCAAUCCAGAAAUGUGACGUGGCCAUUCAAGAGUUUUUCAACAGUAAGCUCUUCAUCGUCGGUUAUGUGGGAAUCGGAAUCGCAGGAGUCAUGAUUAUUGGGAUGAUCUUCAGUAUGGUCCUAUGCUGUGCAAUCCGGAACAGCAGGGAGGUGAUCUAGCACAGUCUUUCUCGGCCUUACACGCAUAUACAACAAUAACAUUCCAACCAAGUUCAAGGGGUUCUUCUGCCAUCCUAUAAACUCAGGAGCUGAAAGCAAACUCCAUGUCCACAAUCCUGUACACAUAAUCCGGUUUUAACCCUUUCAAAUUUCUGGGUUAUCAUUAUUUAAUGCCUACUGGUUAGGUGCCGAGCUGGAGUUUCCAAUUGCGACAAAAAAAAAGAAAAUGUGUUAAUAAUAUAAUUCAGAUUGUGAGUUCAGUUUUAGUGCACGCUGAUCUGCAUUUUCAUGCUAUUCUUGGCUGUUGCUGUGUGGCUUCACAUGUCAGAUAAAAAUAUUAUGUAAUGUGAUGCCAGGGAUUCUGUGGCAAAUCCACGGCUGGUGGGAACGGUAAGAAGACCCACUGACUGAUGCCUUUCACUUAAUGUUUAUACACAAAGAAAGCAGUCUUCUUUGUCACCAAGAGAUUGAACAUUUAUGAAUGAUCAAAACAACACACACAUGCACAGAAAGCCCUAAUCUCGCAUGCUGGAGAUCUUUAGAGGAAUCCUUGCAUUAUUGUUCAGUAAGUAAAUUUCCUUUCCACGUCACACCAACACAGUUCCAGCUCCGCUUUCUUGCGAUUGAACUCUGGCGAGGCUUCUGUUAUGCAACAGCUGAUAACGCCUGGUCUUCUGGGGCUCGAUGGAGCCAAAUCCACUCUUUCUCGCUGUGGAUCUUGUGGUGUGGUUAUUUUAUGCCUGUAUCUAUAAGUAAAGACUCAUCUGGUGCCUUAUACUGUCUGUCUGUGGUUGCGUACAACCAUCUGCGCUGUGAAUACGAAAUGGAUCAGACACGAAUAGCAUAUGAAUCAUUUGUUUGAUUCAUUCACCAGUUGAUAGCAGUCCAAGCAGCAUCCUUAAGGUUGGCAUGCUACUUCGAAAACUUCCAAAUUUAUAUGAAAUGCAUGAAUAAAUUACAUGUGCAUUUGGUGACCUCAUAUUAGAUUGGCCAUGUGAAUUCCUUUCUACAAUACCACACAUUCUUUUAUAAAAGGUAGAUUUGUUAAAUUUGUAUGUUAUUGGAUAGGACCAUGGAGUUAAGACAGGAAGUAAUUAGAGAGGGAAAUAGGAUCGGGAAAGGACUUCGAGCCAGGGCACGAACUCAGGUCACUCAAGGUACAUCUGCACCAUAUGGCGUAUUUUGAGGUUUUAAUUAGAUUUUGUUUUCCUGAUUUUCAACAACGUCUCACACUUUUGAACCCAAACAUGUUUGAUUUUUUUUUUUUUUUCAUCAAAUACCCUUCAACUUCAAAUGAUCAAAUUCAAAAUUGUCUCCAAACUGAAAUGAACACUUUUGUGUUACUACCAUUUCUGUGUACAUAUCUGUGUGAGAGUUUCAUAGUCAUAGUGAUCGUGAAGAUCUGUAUUGUGCGGUUGGUGUGUAUAGAGGCAGCUUUGGCCAGUGUUUUUUAUUUUGUAUUUUUUUGCAUUUGAAUAUUAAGGUGCCUUCUUUAAUUGUCCGAAAACACAACUUAAAGGGUUCAUUCAGUCAGAAUUAAAGAAUUAAAAUGUCUUUCUUUCUUCUGGGAAAAUAUUUCAGUUUCAAUGCAGCUUUAAAGAGCUCUACACAAUCCCAGCAGAGGAAUAAGGGUCAACUGAUGGUUUUCUUUUUUUAAUCGCAUAUUUCGGUUCAUAAAUGUAGGGUAGGGCGAAAAACUCAACAUCUUCCGACAACGUUGUUUUACCUUUUGUUUUAUUUUGUUGUAAAUGCCGCUUGACUUAGUCUUGGCACGUUUGAUUUGUAAACACUAGGUCUGUACUUCCACCUACGUCACGCUUGACCUUUCAACAUGAUUACGUGAUGCGUGGCGCAUCACAGCUAGUGCAAGAUGAGCAUUUAUGGUUGAAAAGUAUAUAAAUGUUUCCUUUUUUAGAAAAUGACAGAUGGUUUGGCUAGACAAGAACCUUAUUCCUCGGCUGGGAUCGUGUAGAGUCUUUGAAACUGCAAUUUGGACCUUUUUGCCGUUGUGCCCCAUUGAAGUCCAUUAUAUGGAUAAAAAUCCUGGAAUGUUUUCCUCAAAAACCUUAAUUUCUUUUCGACUGAAGAAAGAAAAACAUGAACAUCGUGGAUGACGUGUCGGGGGGUGAUUAAAUUACAAGAAAAUUGUAAUUCUGAAGUGAACUAAUCCUUUAAUAUUUUGUUGAAAUAUUCUUUUUUCAUGAAGGAUUGGAAAUGGGACAAAAUCUCUCUUUUUUAUUAUUUAUAAUGGGAUAGCCAUUGGUUGGUCAGAUAUAUUUCUGCUGGUGCAUCACUGCUGAAGUUCCUCAAGCUGAAGUGGCAUUAGAGUAGCGAUUGGGAUACGUCGUAGUCGAUGCUAACAGAGAGUAACGCAUGAAACAAGUGUUUCGUUCACAUUUAAUGUUGAAGUAGUUCUGUCCUCAUACCCAACGGCAACCCGUCUGUGGUUGUUCAGACUGUAAAAUAACUAGAAUGGAGCAUGUAGCUUUUGAGACUGUGUUGUAAACAAUUUUUAAUGUGUCAUUCUUACAAUUUGUGUAAACGAUGUAGAGAUUGUUUGUACUGUAAACAUAACACUGCAGUUUUUUGAUGUUAGUGUUUAUAAUUUGUGUGUUUAAUUUAUUUUCUGGAGAACAAGUUCAAAAAUAGCGUUCGCGUGUCUCAGGAAAAUUGCAGCACGAGAACAAAUAAACUUGUUUGAAGUUUC
Molecule: messenger RNA, 3468 nt
Organism: Pimephales promelas (fathead minnow)
Lineage: Eukaryota; Metazoa; Chordata; Actinopteri; Cypriniformes; Leuciscidae
Gene: tspan2b
Product: tetraspanin 2b
Cellular component (GO): plasma membrane
Source: RefSeq, a predicted model, not a curated record